GCCCCUGUCUUCACUGCCACAACUGCUAAAAUGGAGGUGGUUUCAGCUGAAGUCAACAACUUGCUCCCGGAGGAAAUCAUGGACACGGGUAUAACUUUGGUGGAAGAUGACAGUAUUGAGGCAGUUAUUGUAUCGUCACCCAUGGGAGAUUCUAUUCCCAUGGAAACAGAACUGGAAGAAAUAGUGAACAUGAGCUCGACCAGUGACUCGUCAGCAGUGGCCACCCCUGCGGUCACCGUGGAACAAGUGACCGUGCCCAGCAAUCACUCGGGCGAAGCAGCAGCCAACGUGGCAACUGCAAAAACAGAGACGAACGCGGUAGUCAAGCCUGCCUUUCCAAGUGGCCUCCACAAACUCGGUGCUCAGACCCCUGUCACUAUAUCUGCCAACCAGAUCAUCUUGAACAAGGCCGCUGACCUUAAAAUAGGCAAUCAGAGCAUUAAGCCAGACGGACAGAAGCUAAUUGUAACAACUUUGGGCAAGUCCGGCCAACCCAUCGUGCUAGCGCUGCCCCACAGCCAGCUCCCCCCAGUGCAGAAAGCUGCCUCCCAGGCCCCCGGGGCUGACUCCAAGGUACAAGGCCAGCAGAUCAAGGUUGUUAUUGGGGGGAGAUCAGAAGUGAAACCAGUUGUCGGUGUUUCCGCUUUGACACAAGGGAGUCAGCUCAUCAAUACAGCGGCUCAGCCUUCUGUGUUGCAGACCCAGCAGUUAAAAACAGUCCAGAUUGCAAAGAAGACGCGCACCCCAACCUCUGGCCCAGUGAUCACCAAGCUCAUCUUUGCAAAACCAAUCAAUAGCAAAGCUGUUACGGGGCAGACGACUCAAGUAUCACCAGUCAUUGCAGGUAGGGUUCUUUCACAGUCUGCUCCAGGAACGCCACCAAAGACGAUAACAAUCUCUGAGAGUGGAGUUAUUGGAUCAUCUCUGAGUACCACAGCUCAACAGACACCCAAUAAAAUAGCUAUCUCGCCACUCAAAUCCCCUAACAAGCUAACAGUGGUGUCAGUGGCCUCCCAGCCUCCCAGCUCCCCCCAGAAGACGGUGAGCGUCCCCUUGAAUGUAGCUUUAGGACAGCAGAUCCUCACAGUGCAGCAGUCUGCACCCUCUUCCCCUGGGAAGGCCAUAGUCAACCACACAACGGCGCAGGCUGUGAAGUCAGCAGUGCAGACCAUUACCGUAGGAGGAGUGGGUACAUCUCAAUUUAAGACAAUUAUUCCCUUGGCAACUGCACCAAACGUCCAGCAGAUUCAGGUACCUGGAAGCAAAUUCCAUUACGUGAGACUUGUCACUGCCACAACAGCCAAUAGUUCAACCCCAUCUGCCAGCCAAAAUCCCAGUACGAAUACACAGCCUCUUCAGCAAGCGAAACCAGUGGUGGUGAACGCAACCCCUGUGCGGAUGUCUGUCCCCAUUGUGCCAGCACAGACUGUCAAACAGGUGGUGCCCAAACCAAUGAACCCAGCUUCCCAGAUAGUUACUACUAGUCAGCCCCAGCAAAGACUUAUUAUGCCAGCCACUCCACUGCCACAGAUACAGCCCAACCUCACUAACCUGCCCCCGGGCACCGUGCUGGCACCAGCGCCUGGCACAGGAAAUGUAGGCUAUGCAGUCCUUCCAGCUCAGUACGUCACGCAGCUACAGCAGUCAUCUUAUGUAUCUAUAGCAAGCAACACCAAUUUCACAGGGACAUCUAGUAUCCAGUCCCAAGCACGGCUGCCAUUCAACGGAAUAAUUCCCUCUGAAUCUGCCAACCGCCCCAGGAAGCCUUGCAAUUGCACCAAGUCUCUGUGUUUGAAACUGUACUGCGAUUGUUUUGCAAAUGGUGAAUUCUGCAAUAACUGCAACUGUACAAAUUGUUACAACAAUCUGGACCAUGAAAAUGAUAGGCAAAAAGCAAUAAAGGCCUGCCUGGACAGAAACCCUGAAGCCUUCAAGCCCAAAAUAGGGAAAGGAAAGGAAGGAGAAUCGGAUCGGCGACACAGCAAAGGGUGUAACUGUAAACGCUCGGGAUGUCUCAAAAACUACUGUGAAUGUUAUGAGGCAAAAAUCAUGUGUUCUUCCAUAUGUAAAUGCGUUGGCUGCAAAAACUUUGAAGAGAGUCCGGAGCGCAAGACGCUGAUGCAUUUAGCAGAUGCGGCCGAAGUCCGAGUCCAGCAGCAGACGGCAGCGAAGACCAAGUUGUCUUCCCAGAUCUCGGAUCUGCUGACAAGGCCAACGCCAGUGCUCAGCAGUGGUGGGGGCAAGCUGCCUUUUACCUUUGUCACCAAGGAGGUAGCGGACGCAACCUGUGAAUGCCUCCUCGCGCAGGCGGAGCAAGCGGAGAAGAUGGGCAAGUCCAAAGCAGCCGCGGAGCGCAUGAUCCUGGAGGAAUUCGGACGCUGUUUGAUGAGAGUUAUUAACUCUGCAGGGAAGUCCAAAAGUGACCCUUGUGCCAUGAACUGCUGACUCAUGCAUGUGAGCUACAGCUAAGCGGACUGAACGGAACAUUUAAGGCACAGGGACACUUUGGUUUGGGACAGAGGAUUUAACAAUAUUUGUUAAUUUGGUGCUUGUUUUAAAUUGACUUGCAAAAGAUUGAAAUGAGAAAUUCUUUUCUAACA
Tinamus guttatus (white-throated tinamou) is the source of this 2600-nucleotide messenger RNA. The record is from RefSeq and is a predicted model, not a curated record. NCBI's taxonomy places the organism in Eukaryota, Metazoa, Chordata, Aves, Tinamiformes, Tinamidae.